GGAACAACACGUCAUUAAUGAAACUCUUUAGUGUUUGAAAAACACAAAUGCUUAUUCGGCGAAAUCUUAGUCGGUCCUGUGUUUUAAGAUAGGAUUCCUAAACUACGACGUAUAAGUUUUUAUUUGACGAAGAUUAUACACUCAGACGACAGUAUUGAACUUUUAUUUACACACUAUUUUAUGAAAAAUGGAUAAUGCAGAGAAGAAUAGUGAAAGAUUAGAAGGCGCUGGAGAUGUAAAUGAUGCGUCAACAGAGGAAGAAGUGGAAACGAAACCACAAAGAUUGUCUGUUAUGAGCUUUAUCACCACAGAAUUGACCAGAGGAUAUCUUUUAGAGAGGGACAAGGCAAAAUUCUCUGAAAGAAGACAGAGAGUAUACACAUUCAUGAAAACUCCAAGAGAACUUGAAAAGUUCUUGGUGUAUGGAUUUUUCCAGUGUUUAGAUGCAUUCCUCUUCUAUUUCACAUUCCUCCCAGUAAGAAUUGUAUUGGCAUUCCUGAAGAUUUUAACUCAUCCUUGUGGAGUUUUCAUACCAAGCAGGUACGAGUUUCUGGAGCCUGCCCAGAUCUGUGACAUUCUAAAGGGAGUGAUUCUAGUGUUCUGUUUCCUGAUUGUGAAUUAUAUUGACACUUCUAUGAUGUAUCACCUUGUCAGGGGACAGGCAGUCAUCAAGCUUUAUGUCUUCUACAACAUGCUUGAUAUGGCUGACAAAUUGUUCUCCAGUUUUGGACAAGACAUCCUAGACUCUUUAUUUUGGACAGCAACUGAGCCAAAGGAUAGAAAGAGGGAGCAUAUUGGAGUCCUCCCCCAUUUGGUGAUAGCGAUUGUUUAUGUUGUUAUCCACACCAUGUUGAUUCUGUUCCAAGCUACAGUGCUGUUAGUGGCCUUCAAUUCUCACAACAAAGCAUUGCUAACAGUCAUGAUGUCCAAUAAUUUUGUGGAAAUUAAAGGUAGUCUCUUUAAGAAGAUAGACAAAGGAUUCUUGUACCAUAUUUCCUGCAGUGAUGUGAAGGAAAGAUUUUUGUAUAUUGUACUUCUAGCCAUAGUGUUCAUUAGAAAUAUGACAGAGUUUUCCUGGGAUCCUCAACAUGUGUGGGUCAUACUACCUGAUGCUAUGUUGGUGUUUGUAGCAGAGAUCAUGGUUGAUUGGGUGAAACAUGCAUUCAUUCUCAAGUUUAAUGAAAUAUCGGCAGAUGUAUAUCACUCCUUCUCCAUCAGUCUGGCAGAGGAUAUGGUGGCCAAUAGGGAGAGCAGGGCAUUUAUUGACUACUCAGACUUGGUGUCCAGGAGGAUGGGCUUUACACCAAUACCACUGGCUGUUUUACUCCUAAGAAUUUGUACAAAGUCAUUCAAAGUGUCUGGAUACACAGGAGCAGGCAUUCUAAUUCUGCUCUAUCUAUGUUUGAUGACAUUUAAAGUGUUUAACAGCAUUGUGCUACUGGGCAAGGCCUACACACUCAUCGACGAAAAGAAAGAGAUGGAGAAAGAGGCAAACUACAAAAAGUUUGACAAGCAAGACUAUAUCAUUGAUCAAAAUUCUCUUGAUAAGUUUGAGCAAGUGUUUCAAAAGUCUCCUAUUAGAGGAAGGGCCCCCCAGGAUGCGGAGUCAAAUUUAUCUCAAUCAAUUCCAAAUAUACACAAAAAGUGUGCAGAGACAGAGCUGAGAAAAACUGAGUCUGUGAUGGAGUUAUCUGUGUCAAGACAGAAGAAAUUAGAAAUUCAUUCAGACAUUUUAGAGGAAAAACAUGAAAGUUGUUCUGAUAAUGAUCUCUUUAAGAUGUCAACUCCAAAGGAGCAAUAUCUGGAACCAGGGGUUGAAGAAGUAUUGGGACACAUCAAGACUCAAUCUGUUACGAAGAGGACAAGUGCUCAAAGUACAGAUGGUAAUGAGGCAGGUCAUUCCUCAGAGGAUUGCAUCUCCUCCAUAACAUCCACUACCAUAAGGAGGAGAUUAACCAGUACUGAGAGCACAGUAUGAGUUUACUCGACAUUGUAAAUCAAGAGGGAAUUUAUUUGCCAAACUAUUUAUUGACUCUUCAAACAAGUAUUUGCUGGUUCGCUGACUUGGGUCAUAUUUUGAUGGUAUAUUUGUACCAUUUUUUUUUUAAUACUUCCUACAUGUAACAUUGUUAUUUUUUUCAUAUUUUUCAAAAUAAUCGAAUCUGAUUAGUUGAAACUUUUUGAAAAAACACUUCCCUACAUGAGUAAAAACCAUACCCUCAAGGACGAUAUUGUCUAGGAACAGGAAAAAUUACUUGAUAAGUAAAACUGUACAUGCAACAUUACAAAAAAUAUCAUGCAUUUAAAUUAUGUGUGAACAGUUCACUAUAAUCUUCAGUAUGGUGUCAUUUGAGAAGAUCAAAUACCACUUUGUUCUAUUUGAUCUAAUAAGAUAUUAUUCAAGGAAGGAAAAAGUAUUUACAUAUAUUUUUUUCAAUUUCAAUUGUUACCUUCAAAUAUGUGCCGCAGUGCGCUAUCCUUAGAGUGCUAACUGCAAUAAAGCUACUACAUGUAGCACCCAAGUCAAAAAGUUUGGAUGGGCUACUGGGUGAAUCCCCUGCAGUAUUCUGUCCAAAUUGACACACUAGGAAGCUACAGUUUUCUAACUAGACUCCUGCCAGUGAGAAAUCCAUUUCAUAUCACCUGAAAACUAAGUUUAAUUUUCUGGACCCAGCUGUUAAGAGUAUGUUACAUGAGAUUAUUAAUAUCCGGGUCCUGUGCAUCAGCUUAUUCUGCAUAUAAAGUAAAUUUUUCUAGGAAUUCAUCAGUUAAAAUUCUUUUUAUGCAUACAGUAAGCUAUUUGUGUACUUGUACAUCUUUUUUGGUGCAAUUAAUUGUUGUAUAAAGUUCAAUUUGGAUUAAAACUUUGUAAAAUG
Messenger RNA from Ostrea edulis (European flat oyster), 2876 nucleotides. RefSeq names its product transmembrane anterior posterior transformation protein 1 homolog. Bases 188 to 1978 code for a protein of 596 amino acids. Gene Ontology annotation, cellular component: ciliary basal body; endoplasmic reticulum membrane. The transcript has 11 exons. The record is from RefSeq and is a predicted model, not a curated record. Gene Ontology annotation, biological process: maintenance of protein localization in endoplasmic reticulum; positive regulation of cilium assembly. NCBI's taxonomy places the organism in Eukaryota, Metazoa, Mollusca, Bivalvia, Ostreida, Ostreidae.